GCGCCGGAAGCGGCGGUUGGAGCCGAGCGGGGACGUCGCUGCGGGGCGGGCCGGGCCAGGCCGCUCCGCGCCCCGCACCCCGCGCCUGCCGCCCCCCGGGGGCUCAGCCCAGCCAUGAGCUGCCGGCAGCCGCUGCCGAGCGAGCGGGGAGCGAGACAGAGGAAGAGGAGGAGGAAUGGGAAUGAGGAGGAUGGGCACGUUCCCCAGACCAAACGUACCACCAGGAGUAGUGUCCUGCAGGACUCUUGGGAUACUGAGAAAGUGGCGGUAACGAAACACAGUAAGGAGCACAGAGUAAAAGGAAACAAAGUGUCCUGUGCGUCCUCCAGCAGCGAUAGCGGCAGCAGCAGCAGCAGCUGUAGCAGCAGCAGCAUCAACAGCCCCGACAGAGUGUGCGGUGCAGAGACCAGCCUGAACCCCAGCAUGGCAGGAUCCAGCCCUGUCUCCUCUCAGUCUUUCCACGAGCAGUCUGCACUAAGCCAAGGCCCUUACUUCCACAUCAACCAGAUCCUGAAGGAGGCACAUUUUCACAGCCUACAGAGCCGGGGACGCCUUCCCACAUGAUGGACCAGCAGUUCCCUGCCUUCUGUGAAGGGACAGCACUGUGUAGAUUGGAUAUUUCAACUUCAAAGUUUGGUAAAAUGGAAUUGCACAAAACGCCUGUUGCCUUUUCAGUCUAUAUUUGAGAUAACAGGUUAACAGGGAGUUGUUUACUUGUGGUUUGCUGCACUAUUGCAAUGCAAAAGGGGCUUGGAAGCAAUUUUUAUAGGAUUCUUUUUUGGGGUGGUUAUAAAGUCAAGAGGAGACUGAGGAAUCCACAUCUGUGUUAUAGGAUUGCAAAAUGUCCAAUUCCAAUCGACUGCCUAAUCUGUUUGUUGGCAAUUUGUUGCUUUAUGUCAAGUUCUCUCAAAACAUUCAUCUUCAGUUUUCUAAGUCUUUUUUAAUUUCAAUAAACUAGUAAAAAUCUAUUUGGCAACAUAAUUUUUUUGAGCAUUUAGAGUUAGUAAGACAGAGCAGAGGUGCUGUCCCUGCAAUCCCUGAGGGCUGCCUUGGCUCUGAACUUCCACCCAGCUCGGUGUGCAAUGAGCCUUCUCUUGCUUGAUCUUUACUGCUGCAGUACUGGAAAGAAAUAAUAUGUGAAACUAGAAGUUGGAAAGGUUGGGCAGUUGUAGCUGGAAUGUCAGGUGCCUGUAGGGAGCAGAUUUCUGGGGCCUGUGGAGAAAUGCAGCCACCUGGGGAGGGGCUUUUGAAGGUGGAGUCUUAGGUUGCUCCAGUACCUAUUUCUAGCUGUGAAAUGUUUUCUUUUCUGUUACAGUGUGUAGGUUGGUGGUUGUUGUUUUUUUUUUUUUUUCUUUAAUUUGACUUUAAGAACUCAUAAGGAAUAGAAGGUGAAAGAGUGGCCACCCCUCUGCUCCAGCAGCCAGAGGGCAAGGACAAUCCUGACCCUGUCUGGCUCAAGGGGCACACAAUGACCUGGCUAAGGAUGAAACAGUCCUUCCCUUCUGACAGCACCAGCAGAGGAGUCAGCAUCCCUGCCCAGGGCAGAGCCAUCUCUGUGGAGACAAACACACAGGGAAAUGUUUUAUUUUUUAUUGCAUCACUUGGUCAUGCCAGAAAGCCAGCCCAGCUUGAAGAGAGAAGGGGCAGCUGUGUCUUCCUCCUCCGUUACCAGCUGCCGGAACAAGGAGCCAGGGCGCAUGGCCUCCUCCUCUGCUCUUGCCAGUGCAGGAGGUGGAACCUGUUUUGAAGAACAGAAGUGUCACAGAAGUGUGAAGAACAGCACACCUCUGGCUCCAUACCCACACCUACAACAGUUGCAAGGAUGUGGAGACUACAACAGAACAGCUCUUCCCAAGCAACGUGAGCUUGAACCACAACCUGAGCAGUGUCACUCCUGGUGGUUGGUGACAAGCAGGUGGCAGCAGCACAGCACCUGGCUGCUGUUGGCAACAGGGAGCUGGUCAGGUGUUAGUCAAUGACACCCCCUCUCCCCUCCCAAGAAAAAUCGUUCUGAACUGCAGGGUUCUGAGGCUGCUGCUCUCAGAGCAGGGUGAUGACAACGUGGUGGGAAUACAGCUGCUGCCUUUGCAGAGCUGUUCUGGACUAACUAUGAAUUGAGCCUCUCCUGAACUGUUUCAGCAGAAAACAAGGAGCAAGGACUUGUCAGGGAUGCUGGGAAGCAUGGCUGGUGAUGAACAUCCAUGUGCCACCACGAGGAGCAAGCCAAACAUCACUGCACACUUCACGCUCUGCUGCAGCUGAGGUGUGAGAGGCACAGAAUCCCCUCACUGGGAAGCCUCGGGCUUUUCAACAGCCCCUACAUUAGGUCUGGUCCUUAAUGCUUCUGAAUAAUGAACAGUUGCAGAGGAAACAUCAGCAUCUCAAGUAACAUUCUCUGCUUGGGUAAAACUAGACUCCUCUGUUCCCGUUGAAAAGGCAUCCCCACAGAUGGAUUACUGGGAAAUUAACAGCCAAAGGAAACACAUUCCUGACUGCAGCUUCCUGUAGCAGUGAGGUAUCCCUUGGCUCUCUCAGACCUCAGCAUGGAGAACUCCAUUUAAGCAGAUGCUUUAAACUGGGGGAAACGAAGCAACAGAAGGGUUGUCUGCAGCUAAAGCCCAGAGCAGAACACACAAGCCUUUGCAAGAGCAGUGAGCCACUCUGUGCACACAGGCUUCGAUACCCCAGCCAGGCCUCGUCGGGAGUUAAAGGUCGGGAUCGCACUGGAAAGGAGGGCAGAUAAUGAGCUGGUGUUCCUUCCCCUCUCCCACAGCCAUCUUUAAAUGAAUUGUCUUAUAUGCGUUGCUCUCAAAAUGCCUCCUCUCUGUAAGUCUUCACUGCGUUUUCAUGGUGGUUGUUGCCUGUGUUUCACCAGGGAGCAGUGGGCCCCAGAAACAGGGGGGCUGUCAGAAGUGGGUUUUGAGGGUCAGGGGGAAACCCAAACCAUCCCAUGCUGUGUUACCUUCAUGGUUCUUAUUUUACCGAAAAUAAAAACCAGGUUAAGUAUUAA
This is a messenger RNA of Apus apus (common swift), 3010 nucleotides long. It is a transcript of the gene VCF1, whose product is annotated as family with sequence similarity 104 member A. Bases 115 to 564 code for a protein of 149 amino acids. The transcript has 4 exons. The record is from RefSeq and is a predicted model, not a curated record. Lineage: Eukaryota; Metazoa; Chordata; Aves; Apodiformes; Apodidae.